Molecule: messenger RNA, 1629 nt
Organism: Spinacia oleracea (spinach)
Lineage: Eukaryota; Viridiplantae; Streptophyta; Magnoliopsida; Caryophyllales; Amaranthaceae
Product: protein FAR1-RELATED SEQUENCE 8-like
Exons: 1
Coding region: 1-1629 (542 amino acids)
Source: RefSeq, a predicted model, not a curated record
AUGAAGGUUGUUGAUAAUCAACUGGAUGAAGAUUCUUUAGAUGAGCAUUGGGAUUUACUUGGUGAUGAGGAUGAUGAGGUUGAGGGUGAUGAGGGUGAUGAGGGUGAUGAGGGUCAUGAGGUUGAUGAGGAUGUUGAUGUAGUUGAAGAAGAUGUUGAUGAUGGGGUUGAAGAUGGUAAUGAUUACGAAGUAGUUGAUGAUUAUGAUGAGGAACUGGAUGCAGGUGAUGAAUUGGAUGAAGAAGUAUUUGUGGCAAAUGAUGAUGACCUUAAUGAGGAUACGGAGUUGGAUGAGGUUGUUGGAGAUUUAAGUAAUGGGGUAGGUGGAGAAGGAAGAAGUUCUGCAGUUUAUAGUACCCCUAUUAAGAAGACAAAAGGUACAAAUGGUCCGGUCAUGGCGACCCCUGUUGUUGGUAUGAGUUUUAGUAGUUGGGAAGCUAAGAAUAACUAUUAUCGUUUGUAUGGGGAGCAACAAGGAUUUGGUGUAGUUUGUGUUGGUGGGAGUAUAUCUAGCAAAGAAAGGAAAGAAAGUGGGAAAUCAAAAUCCCUUAAGAGCUAUGUAUGGAGGUGUGAAUGUUAUGGGAGAACCACUUACCGGCGCGUGAUUAAUGGGAAAAAAGUGACUUGUUUUGAAGAACCAAUGGUUAAGAAGAAGUCGAAGAAGUGUAAUUGUCCUGUGAUGUUGUAUGGUUCUCGUACCAAUGAGAAUAACUGGGUUGUGAAGACUGUUGUAAACGAACACAUGAACCAUAACCCUACGCCAAGCAAGUCUAAUCAUAUUUCAAUGUAUAGGGUGAAAAAUAUUACAGAUGUCUUAUUGAAAAAUAUUGAAAGUGAUCAUGAUUCAGGGACGCCCGUUGCACAGAUUUUCAACAACUUAGCAGGAAGAAGGAAUGGGGUUGAGAAUAUAAGAUUUUCGAAGAAAGAUAUUCAUAAUCUUUUGAAUAAGAGGAUGAGACUGAGGCUUAGGGAUGGUGAUGCUGCAGCAAUGAUCAACUACUUAGAUAAAAUGACCAAGGAUAACCAAAACUUUUUCCAUCUGCACCGGUUAGAUAAAGGAGGAAAGUUGCAGGACGUAAUGUGGGUGGAUGCUCGUAGCAGAGCGGCGUAUCAGUAUUUUGGUGAUGUUGUAUGUUUUGACUCGACCUACUUGACAAACAAGUAUGAGUUGCCGUUCUCGAACUUUGUGGGGGUAAAUCAUCAUGGGCAAACUAUAUUGUUAGGAUGUGCGUUAUUGUCCCAUGAAAAUACAGAGACCUUUGUGUGGUUGUUUAGGGCUUGGUUGUCAUGUAUGGGAGGAAAAUCUCCAGCCGCAAUGAUGACUGACCAAGAUGCAGCAAUGAGGAAGGCAAUUCGAAUAGUGAUGCCAAUGCCACAUACCCGACAUAGGUGGUGCAUGUGGCACAUUAUGCAGAAGUUCAUCAGGAAACUUGGUUCUCUUACAGAUUAUCCCCAAAUUAAAGUGGCGUUACAGAAUGUAAUCUACAACAGUUUAUCACCAGAAGAGUUCGAGGAAGGUUGGGCUGAAGCAAUUAAAAAAUAUAAGUUGGAGGUAUGUGUUGAUGACACAAACAAGGACACAAACAAGGACACAAAGCAAAGCUCUAAGUGGCUUCAAGGUAUGUGUUGA